Messenger RNA from Suncus etruscus (white-toothed pygmy shrew), 1953 nucleotides. It is a transcript of the gene KCTD7, whose product is annotated as potassium channel tetramerization domain containing 7. The record is from RefSeq and is a predicted model, not a curated record. Bases 149 to 1018 code for a protein of 289 amino acids. Gene Ontology annotation, molecular function: protein binding. Gene Ontology annotation, biological process: protein homooligomerization. Lineage: Eukaryota; Metazoa; Chordata; Mammalia; Eulipotyphla; Soricidae. The transcript is spliced from 4 exons.
GCGGAGGGGACUGCGGGGUCCUGGCGCGCGCUGCAUUCGCCGUUCCUGCAGCCCCGCCCGCGUCAUGCCAGGCGCUGCUUGGCCUUAGGGUGCAGCCAUUCCGCCUGCCCACGCGCAGCCGCGCCCGGACUGUCCGAGAGCCAGAGGGAUGGUGGUAGUUACGGGGCGGGAGCCAGACAGCCGUCGCCCGGACGGUGCCAUGUCCAGCUCGGACGCCGAAGACGACUUUCUGGAGCCGGCCACCCCGACGGCCACGCAGGCGGAGCACGCGCUGCCCCUGCUGCCUCAGGAGUUUCCUGAGGUUGUCCCUCUUAACAUCGGAGGAGCUCACUUCACCACACGCCUGUCUACCCUGCGACGUUACGAAGAUACCAUGCUGGCAGCUAUGUUCAGCGGGCGACAUUACAUCCCCACUGAUGCUGAGGGUCGCUAUUUCAUUGACCGGGAUGGCACAUAUUUUGGAGAUGUGCUGAAUUUCCUGCGCUCGGGAGACCUGCCUCCCCAGGAUCGUGUGCAGGCUGUGCACAAAGAGGCCCAGUACUAUACCAUUGGGCCCCUCCUGGAGCAGUUGGAGAACAUGCAGCCACUGAAAGGGGAGAAAGUGCGCCAGGCAUUUCUGGAACUCAUGCCCUAUUACAAAGACCAUUUGGAGCGGAUUGUGGAGAUUGCCCAGCUUCGCGCGGUACAGCGGAAGGCCCGCUUUGCCAAGCUCAAGGUCUGUGUCUUCAAGGAAGAGAUGCCUAUCACCCCCUAUGAGUGUACCUUUCUCAACACCCAGCGCUUCGAAAGGAGUGAGAGUGACGGGCAGAUCUUUCAGCACCACUGCGAAGUGGAUGUGUCAUUUGGGCCCUGGGAGGCGGUGGCUGAUGUGUACGACCUCCUGCACUGCCUGGUCACGGACCUCUCAGCCCAGGGUCUCACCGUGGAUCAUCAGUGCAUUGGGGUAUGUGACAAGCACCUCAUCAGUCACUACUACUGCAAGCGCCCCAUCUAUGAAUUCAAGAUCACAUGGUGGUGAGUAGCCCUGUUAGGGAACAGAAUUCCAUCAGGGAGGGAGUCCAUUCCCCCUUGAUGGCUCUGGGAGGAAAAAUUCUCUGACAGGGUUAUUGAACCUACUGAGUCCUGAGGCAAAGCUCGACUGACCGGGAAAGUGAUCCAGCUUCAGUUUUCCCCGACUGCACAUCAGCAGCAGACUUGGCACCCACAGAGUCUUGGGGCCUGUACUCACCUGGUCUUUCCUCAAGGCAUUGGUAGGUAGCCUUUGCCUGGGGCUGAGGUGGUCUGGCUAGCUAGGGCUGGACCAGGAAGUCCAGAGAGGUUUGCCAUUUUCUUGACCAUGCAACCUUUUAAGAAUUGCAUUACCCCACACACACACAGUAAAGAGGCAUAAUUGCUUUUCUAACCUAUAUAUGUAUUUCUUCCUAUGCCCAGGGCAUAGGGUAGAAGGUACGAGGGUAUUCACUAAAUAAUUACUCAGAACUCCUGCUGAAGAAAGAGCACCUUCUUUCCUAAUGUACUCUUACCCCAAGAAUAGUCAUGUGCUUUGUCUUAGAAUGUGGAAAGUCUUGCUUUUCCUCUCAAAAUAUAUUUUUCACCACAAUUUGGAGAUGUAACCAUAGUUGCCAAAACCAUGCACCAGGAUGGCCUUAGAAAAAGCACAAUGUUUACAGCCCUGCCUUGGGCCUUGGGUCCUACCUUUUCACCAACUCUCUUUGCUUUUCUUUCAAAGCUGAAAUUCAGAUUUCAGAAGCUUCUUAUAUUUGCUUUCUUUGUUUGUUUGUGUUUUUUUUUUUGUUACUUUUUGGCCUUCCCAGUGGUGCUGGGGGCUUCAUCCCAGGUGUUUGGGAAGUUAUGUGGUUCCAAGGAUUAACCUUGGGCCCUGUGUAGCCCCUUUGAGCUAUCUCCUUGCUUCAGAGGCUCCUCUUGAAGAUACCCAGAAGCAUACCUCCAUGG